Molecule: messenger RNA, 697 nt
Organism: Olea europaea var. sylvestris
Lineage: Eukaryota; Viridiplantae; Streptophyta; Magnoliopsida; Lamiales; Oleaceae
Exons: 4
Coding region: 88-531 (147 amino acids)
Source: RefSeq, a predicted model, not a curated record
AAUCAAAGACCUGGAUGCUGCACCAGAAAACAAAUUAUUUUCAUAAAUUAAUGAAAUCCAGCAACAGAUAAUAACAAAUAACAAAAAAUGGAGAAAAUCCAGCAACAGCAAUGGGGGAGAGUGAUCAAGUCAUGGCUAUCUUACAGGAAUGCCACAAUUAUUGUCUGCUUAUUCAAUGUUAUCACUGCCCUUUUCUUGCUUCAAGGCUUCCUCAAUAUCCCCUCCUCAUCUCAUAAAGCCUUAUACAGGCAUAUAAAAGAAUCUGAAGACAUUCGCCAUUCCAUGGUGCCUCUGGAUCUGAUCAAAAGAGUUCGAGAAAUUGAAAAAGAAGCAUAUGUUGGAACAGAGCCUGUCCCGAAAAGAGAUUCUAAGCAGACAGCUGCAGCUGACCUUAUAUCCAGGCUGAACAAUUUUCAUUCAUAUUCAGAUGCUGGCAAUGUGAAAGCCCUGGAAGAAUGGCGUAAGAGGAAGAUGGAACGAGCCAGACAGCGGUCACUGGUAAAGAAUGGAACAUCCGGGUCCCAACUCUGAACACUUUCUCGGGAUUUUUUAUUUUCCUUUCGAAGAAUCUGUCAUUAACUUGUAUCACCAGUUUGUACUGUGUAUUGUAUAAACUUUCAUUUGAGAUGGAAACAAAGGAUGAAAUAUUAGUAUCCAAGUCCGUGUAGAAAAUUUUGUGUGCAAUCUUGUUUUGGUA